AUGGAUGUUGUAAACCAGUUGGUGGCCCAAGGGCAGUUCACUAUAGUCAAAACUCCUUUGGGAUUCAUCAAAAUUCUACAAUGGGUCUUUGCAAUUAUGGCCUUCUCCACAUGUGGCAGUUAUUCCGGUAUGUUCAAGAUGAGCGUGGAGUGUGAAAACCGGUCGGAAAGUGACCUGGGAAUAGAAGUACAGUUUGAAUACCCCUUUAGGCUCCAUCAGGUGUACUUUGACGCCCCCACCUGUAAGGGAGGCACCUCUGAGCGCCUGUUCCUGGUGGGAGACUACUCCUCGUCAGCUGAGUUCUUUGUCACCAUUGCUGUUUUCGCCUUCCUGUACUCAAUGGGAGCGCUCUCUGUGUACUGCUUCAUUCUAGAAAAGUACAAAGAGAACAACAAAGGAGCCCAGAUUGACUUCGUGGUCACUGCAGUCUUUUCCUUCAUGUGGCUAGUGUCUUCCUGUGCUUGGGCCAAAGGUUUGUCUGAUGUGAAAACAGCCACUGACCCAGACAGAGUGGUCACUCUGAUCGCAGCCUGUGACGAGCAGACGGUCCGCUGCCGGGAGAUUUAUGAGCCCAAGGUGUCCGGCCUCAACACCUCAGUGGCUUUUGGAUUCAUCAACGUGAUCCUGUGGAUUGGAAACCUGUGGUUUGUCUUCAAAGAGACCGGCUGGAUGGCAGCCUUCUCUGGAACAUACAUGCCCUCACAAGAGAAGCAGCCUGCCCCGGACUCCUUUGGCCAGGGGGGCUAUGCACAGCAGGACCCCUACGCCGGCUCACAGGGCGGAUACCAGCCCGAAUACGGCCAACAAGGCUACAGCGAGGAAGGCGGCUACAACCAGGGCUACGACAGCUACAGGGCGUUGUUCUGA
This is a messenger RNA of Knipowitschia caucasica, 867 nucleotides long. Lineage: Eukaryota; Metazoa; Chordata; Actinopteri; Gobiiformes; Gobiidae. The record is from the annotation of a GenBank genome assembly.